Diuraphis noxia (Russian wheat aphid) is the source of this 924-nucleotide messenger RNA. RefSeq lists its product as uncharacterized. The record is from RefSeq and is a predicted model, not a curated record. Lineage: Eukaryota; Metazoa; Arthropoda; Insecta; Hemiptera; Aphididae.
AUGGCUACUGGUGAAUCAUUGAGAUCGUUGGCUUUUUCUUUUAGAAUAUCUCAGAGUUACAUAUCUCGUAUCAUUCAAGUGGUUUUGAAAAGUUUGAGUAAACAACUAACUCCUAUUUUGUUAAAAUCUCCAACUAAAGAAAAUUUAAUUCGUGUAGCUGAGAAUUUCUGGAAUAAAUGGAAUUUUCCCAAUUGUGUGGGUGCCAUUGAUGGCAAACACAUACGAAUAUUUGCUCCCGGAAAAAGUGGUUCGUUAUUUUACAAUUACAAAGACUAUUUUUCCAUUGUGCUUCUUGCAAUUGUUGACGCCGAUUGCAAAUUCAUAUAUGUGGAUAUUGGAUCAUAUGGCAAGGAAGGAGAUAGUGGAAUUUUCAACAAAUCCAUUAUCGCAGAAAAUAUAAGAAUCGGAGAUUACUUUCCUUCGCCCGGGAAAUUGCCAAAUUCAAAUGAAAUAUUACCGUAUGUUCAUAUUGGUGAUGAGGCAUUUCGUCUGGAUCGGCACAUGAUGCGGCCGUACUCGAGAAUUGAAGCUCGAAAAGACUACCAAAAAACUAUUUUUAACUAUAGAUUGUCUCGGGCGAGAAGAACAACUGAAAACAGUUUUGGUAUCUUAAGUCAGGUAUUCAGAGUUUUUUAUACGCCUAUUUCUUUGAAAACAGAAACAGUAGAUAAUUUAGUGUUGUCGGCAUGUUGUCUUCAUAAUAUUCUUCGCGAUCGAUAUUUAGAAAAUACAGACAACAAUUAUUACAACUUUGAUGUCAACGAACUUCCACCAUCUAGAAAUAUGACGCCACUUACAAGAACGGGAGGAAACGCUAAUUUCGAGGGAUUUGUUAUUCGAGAUAAAUUUAAAAGUUUUUUUAACAGUCCAUUAGGGGCUGUUGAGUGGCAAAAUCAUCAAGCUCAACUAACAGAUACACAGUGA